AUGCGUGGUAGCGACUUGAAGGAAACUUUUCAAAAGGACCGUUCAAUUCGAUUUCCAUGUUCAGAGCUAACCUUGAGCGGGAUUAUUCAUCUUUUACCCAACGCUAAUAAGACUAAAUUCUUUAUCGCAGUGAUGCUUUCUGGAGAUUCCACCAAAAUAUUAACCGCUCUAGUCACUUCCAUUAAUCGCCUACUCCCAGAGGGAAGUAAGUACUACGAUAAUUCUCAGUUACAUUUGUCCAUUGGAGAAAUUAAAAUUGAUCGGAACAGCAUACAACUAAUGACAAUCUUACAGAAUUUCCAGACCCAGGAUGAUAAGGACCCGUUGUACGUGCCUGCGCGAACAAAGGAGUCUCUAGAUAUAUCUAAGUUGAGUCCUCAGGAGUACAAGCUUUACAAAAUGUAUGGGAAAUUACCCAAAACCUCUGAUGUGCUACAGGAUAAAUUGAAAGACCGCAAGUUUUUUGACAGUGGAGACUAUGCAAUGUCUAAGGCUGGCACCAAAAAAGAACAGGUGGUGGGUUCUGUUAACCCAUUAAGGCAGCCAAACAUCGAGAGUAUGGCUAGAAUCAAUAGGAACUCGUUUAGUGGGAGCAACGCUCCUUCAUUACUUGGAGUGAAUCGGGAAAAGUCCAAAUUGGAAGAAGAUUCUACGGACUCAGUUAUUGAUGACGAUUAA
Brettanomyces nanus is the source of this 678-nucleotide messenger RNA. RefSeq lists its product as uncharacterized. The record is from RefSeq and is a predicted model, not a curated record. The coding region runs from base 1 to 678 and encodes 225 amino acids. NCBI's taxonomy places the organism in Eukaryota, Fungi, Ascomycota, Pichiomycetes, Pichiales, Pichiaceae. The transcript has 2 exons. Gene Ontology annotation, molecular function: protein phosphatase inhibitor activity. Gene Ontology annotation, cellular component: cytoplasm.